UUGAACCAUCUGUCGUGUAGUUUCGUGUGGGAAAACUUUGAAACAUAUCCCACGAAAAUGUUUCAAAUCGGAUGUUACAUUUGGGCUCUAUUGGUCUUGUUGCUGCUGAAGGACCUGGAAUUUUCGCAGGCCGAGCUGUACAACAAGCAGCUAACCAUAUUUGCCGAAGCGGGCCGCCAGGAGUGCUACCACCAACCGAUUGCAGCUUCCGAGAACAUACGAAUCGAUUACCAGGUGAUACACGGCGGCCACGGCGAGCCGCACAUCAACUUCAACCUGAUGGAUCCGGGUCGACGCCUCCUGAUCACCGACGUCAAGCAGGAGAAGGGCAGACACAACCUGGUGGCUCGCGAAACGGGAUCCUACAAGCUGUGCUUCGACAACACCAUUAGUUCGUUCAACCAGAAGAUCGUGGCCUUUAUUCUGGAGGUGACUGCAGCGGACAAGGAGGAACAGGAUCUUCGGCACCUGGGCAAGGAAAUGCUCACCGAUUACCAGUUCGAUCUGGCCUAUACCAGCAUUGACAAUUACAUUGCCAAGAUACGGGUUAACUUUCACAGAUCGCGGCAAACUCAAGACUUCAUACGCACCAUCGAGGCCAGGGACCGCCAUGUGGCCGAAUGCAAUUUCGAAAGGGUCAACGUUUGGUCUUUCGUGCAGCUAUCGGCCAUGGUUAUUGUGGGCUGUAUGCAGGUGAUAAUGCUGCGAAGUAUUUUUAGUUUAAGCGGGAGAUUCUAUGAGUUUUGGAAACGCUUUUGAGCCUCAAAGAAAAUCGAUGCAACUAGUGAAUUGACAAAAAUUAAAUCAACUAAAACAGGCGGGAAUAAAAUAAGCUGAAUUUCUUGUUGUGUGAAAAAGACUUCUA
Molecule: messenger RNA, 865 nt
Organism: Drosophila serrata
Lineage: Eukaryota; Metazoa; Arthropoda; Insecta; Diptera; Drosophilidae
Product: transmembrane emp24 domain-containing protein 5
Source: RefSeq, a predicted model, not a curated record